Molecule: messenger RNA, 7176 nt
Organism: Limulus polyphemus (Atlantic horseshoe crab)
Lineage: Eukaryota; Metazoa; Arthropoda; Merostomata; Xiphosura; Limulidae
Product: docking protein 2-like
Exons: 4
Coding region: 212-2035 (607 amino acids)
Biological process (GO): cell surface receptor protein tyrosine kinase signaling pathway; positive regulation of MAPK cascade
Cellular component (GO): cytoplasm
Source: RefSeq, a predicted model, not a curated record
AUGAGCUACUGGUAACAAGUUGACUGUAACUUUGAAUAAAUAGGAUAUGGGAUGAUAUUUAGUACCAAUACCAUCAACGCUGAAGCAGUAGAUGUAGAGUGUUAUUGUAAAAUUAUGACGUGUACGAUUUUAAUUAUUUAGCAUAUAUUUUAAGUAAUGGAAGUGUUGAAACUUUAUUUGCAUAUUUUUGGAUAAUUGUAGAAAUAAAAUUAUGGAGAAAGAAGAAGCUAUACUAACUGGAUAUCUUUGGACUCCACCACAAGGAAUAAGUCUUUUGAAGAAAACUUGGAAGAAAGGAUUCUAUGGUCUCUACACAGCAAGCAAACGUGGAAUCCAGAGGCUGGAAAGUUUUGAAACAGAAGAGCAAUUUUUGCGGCAAGCCCCUAAUAAGAUUUUUAUCCUUACUGACUGUGUAAAAAUCACUGCUGCUCCCCAGAAACAACAAGCAAAUGUUUUUGAGGUGAGGACAAAAUGUCACACACACAUAUUUUCAGCAGAAAGUUUCCAAGAGAUGACGAAGUGGAUCACUUGUCUGCAGAGUGUUGCUUUUGGUAUUCCUUUACCAUCAUCCUCUUCCAGUGACCAACAAGAUACUUGUUCAAACCAACACAAUCCACAAUCCAGUAGUUCUGGUGUACACCAAGAGGAGAACCUACUGUAUAGUUCUAUGAAUGCUCCUGAAGUUUACGAAGUUCACAUUGUAGAAACAGAAGCUUCUAGUCGGUGUACAUUAUUGGGUGAUUACUAUUUAAUUGUCACUUCUGUAAAUAUAUCCUUAGGAGAAAAGGGUCCACAAGGUCAGGUAGGUCGCGUACUAUUCACUUGGCCAUUUCGACACAUCCGUCGCUAUGGAAGUAGCCCAACAAAAUUUUCCAUUGAAGCUGGUCGGAAAUGUACUUCUGGUGAAGGACUGUUUAUAUUUGAAACAAAAGAUGGAAAUGUUGUAUUUCAGAGUGUUGCAGCACAUGUUAAUUUGUUGAAAAUGUCUCGGAGUGAAGUUAAUCUCUUGGAAAAUUUUAGUGGUGGCUCAGGACCCACUUACUUUGGGAAACAGGCAGCUGCUAGCCAUGAGAAUCUCCACAUGCUUACUCAAGUGGGGAAAGUCUGCCCAGGAGUGAUCAAGGAUACCUACCCAUAUAAUAAAACUACCAAGAGCUCUCCUGAAAGCAUUUUCCAUGAAUUCAGAAAUGAAGAUCAAAAGAGUAAGAGUCUUAAACCACUUCCUCCUAUAACGAAACCUCCAAGAAAAAGUAAAGGACUUACUGGCAAAAUAACACCAACCAAAGACAUGGCAAAACCGAUACCUAAAGUAGAACAUGUAUAUGAUGAACCUGAUAGUUCAAACACACAGUUUGAUGUCCAUGAAUUACAAUACGUUGAACCUCUGUAUGAUGAACCAGAAGAAAAUGAACAAAAACAAACUAUAGGAGAGAAUGAACAAGAUGAGGUAGAUGGGCAGUGUGAAGAACCCGUUUAUGCUGUUCUUGAAGAAAAUGCAAAUAGACAAGAGAUUAGUAGUGAACAAAAAGAUGGUAGUCUAGCUGAGAUAAGGACACUGUUAGUAACAGAUGUACCCAAAGACAUCGGCAGUCUUUCACUAAGUAGGAAAGUCAUUUCUGCAAAAGGAGCUAAUACAAUAUUUCAACAGAACGAGAAAGAUUUGGGUGGAAGAUAUGCUAGUUUGAAUCCUACAAAGAGGCACAUCUAUGGAAAAAUAAAUCCUAUUAACAAAUCUCCUGCAGCCAACAUUGGAAGUGAGUUGGUCAGCCCAAUUAAUCAGUCUACUGUGUGGUACUCAGAAGUGGAAGUUGCACGGCACAGUCGAGAUGAGGGGGAGACAACCAAGAAACAAAACGUUAAUCCAUUGGUGGGUGUUGAGUAUGCAAAUAUGAUUGCCUCUCAAGGACCAACUAGAGAGCUGAUGGUUCUCCAAGAUCCAAACCAUGAGUCUUCCAAUGACAGUGUUCCUUCACAUUUCAUGUACAAUGAUACUGAAUAUGCACAGGUACUUAAAAAGACUGGAAAAGUUAAGUGAAAAUUUGUGGAAUCAGUUUAUAGAUAUACCUUAAAAAAAAACUGAAAUUUUCUUAUUGGAUGUUAUUAUUUUAUUUUGCUUAGUGAUAUUAUCAGUGUAUCUUUCCUGACAAAUUAUUAUGAAAGUAUGGAAUAUCUGAAAAUAAUACAACGAUUAUGCACAGUGAUUUACUCAUCAGAAUUGCACUGUUGCUUGAACUGGUGGUCCUUGAGAUAUUACCCAUGCUGCUUAUUCAACCUUCUUACUAUCUUCUACCAUAUAUGAUGGAAGGAUUUCUAGAGCACUCCCAAGAAGUUGUGCAGUUUUCACUAUCAUCUUAUAUGUUUAGUUAACGGAAUGCUCAGGACUUUGUUUCCAAACAUCACCAAAAUUAUUCAUACAAAAUCUAGUUUUUAUUUUGAAAGUUUUAUGUAUAUAGCUGUUGAUUUUCUUUUCUUCAUUCACAAAUUUUGAGAAAUUUUUGCGGUUGUCAUAAAUUUGAAUAAUCUUUUAUUUUAUAAAUUUUCUAUUUACCUAAACCUACAAAUUAUAAUUUUAUAUUUUGAUACAAGCAAGCAGCCUUGUAGUGUUUUGGAAUUUCUAGCAAAAAAUAAAAUAAUUCCAAGAAUUUAAUUCUUCACGAUCCUUUAAUAUUGUUUGUUCAACAUGUUUACCUAUAAUCUUGUAGCUAACAGUUUGUGCUUUGCUUAAAAUUAAUUUCCUUUUGAUGAUCCCCAAACAAGAUCACGUGUAUACAAGUGCUGUCAUUAACCAGUUGGUUUUUUGUAUUUCUUCUGCAGAUAUUUCAAGGAUGCUCAAAAACAGGUUAUGUGUAUUGUAUACAGAAUUUAGUGAUAACUAGUCUAAAACAAUUUUGGUGUGGACUGUGUGGCCACCUGUAUUCACCCACCUGGCAAACUGUGCUAUGCAAUGAAAAUUUGUCAUUGAAUAAUAAGUUUUAUGUGGAUUAUAAGGGUUAAUAUUUAUAAUAAUUGAUUCAGUUUCAAUUGCAAUAUUUUGCCAGUGAAAAUGGCUAUGUAACAAAAUAUAACAUAAAUAGUAUCUCUAGAUUGCAACCAGAAUUCUUUUUUAUAUUAUAAACUUCAUUAGGGUCUGACUUUUUUCACUAUUUAUAGCUGUAUAUGAUUGAAUGCUCAUUUUUGUAAGAAUAUGAAGGAUAAACCAGUCUGAUGAAGAAGUAUCAUCUUCUUGAUGAUCAUGUUGAGCCUUUCCACUAAGACUGAAUGCUAUAACUUGCUUGUUUGAGCUUUAUUGUUAGUAGUACUCUACAGUGGUCAAAGUCCAGCUGAAAAGUUUAACUGGUAUCAGGUUAUUUAAGGAUCCAAGGUUACAACCAAGUAGUGUGUUGUGAUAUUGUUCUGUUGUAGAGCGAUUCCUUGAUUUCAGAUCUAGUCCGAGUUUUAAGAAUAACAAACACAGCUCUGAUUCACCCAGAAAUUUUAGAUCUGGUUUGCACUUAGACAUAUACUGUUGCCUAGGGCCUUCUGACCUUUUAAGUAGUGUGUUUUCAUAUGGAUAUUAAACUUUAAUAAAACUAAUAAACACUGUAGGUUCUUAUAUUUUGUUCACAUCAUAACCUUUGUUGCAACAAUCACCUUCGGUCAUAGGUUUCAUUUAAAUGAUAGUUUAACAUGUACUUAUAACUUAGCAACAUCUGUAGAUCUAAGUUCGGUUUUAAUAUUUGAGAUAGCUAUCUGUAUCUUGUUUACACUUCAGCAUGAAUGAAUUAUGGUAUAAUUACUUUUGAGAUUACUCAUCUACUUGCAUGAAAUAAAAACAAUUCUUCUUUCUAAGGAGAGUUAUAAGUAAUGCAUGUAAAUUGAAUUGUAAACAAUAUCAUUAGUCUUUGUUUUUAGCCAGUUAGUGUGAAGAAAAUUAUUAUAGGAAAGUAGUGUUGAUUUUGACCAACUUGUAUGUAAAAUAAUAUAGAAAAGCCGUAUUUUUGUUACUGUCUUGUAUGAUAAUGAAUACAAUAAAAAAUAGUGUUUUUUAACUCAUUAUUGUGAAAAAGAAUAUUAUUAGAAACUAACAUUCUCUUGUGUGGAAAACUAAUAUUGGAUAACAGAGUUUACUAACCAUUUAACUUUUAAGUUACAAUCAUUAUGAAAAUUAUUAGAGGAUUACAUGUAGCAUUUCAUUAGCUUCAGGGGGUGGCAGGUUGGCAUGAGUGAGGAUGUAUGCCAACUGUAUUUUCAAGUGUACUGAAUAUUGACACAUUUAUCUAUAAAUUCCUCCCUAUUGGUCAAUGCCUUCAUAUUAAUGUAACUAUUUCAAUAUAUUAUCUAAUUUGUAAUUGAAAUGUCCCAAAGUUACAUAUGGGCUAAACCCAAGAACUUCUGGAAGUUUAAUAACAAUCAGAGCUGGUAAGAGACACAUGUUGAGACAGUUACAAAGAGGAAAAUGUAUGUGUUAUUUCACCGAAGUUAUCGUAAAAUAUACACAAGUCAUAAUUUAAUAACAUCGUCAUAGGCCCCCAGUGGCAUGUCUGCAAGACUUAUACUGCUAGAAACUGGGUUUUGAUACCUGUGGUGAGCAGAGCACAGAUAAUCCAUUGUGCAGCUUUCUGCUUAACUACAAACAAACACAUCAUCAUAGACAUUUAUAAUAACAGUAAUAAGGCUCUGACCAUCCACAACAAGAUGUAGCUCUCUGUCAGAUUAUUAUGAUCGUGACUUGGUUUUUACCUACCACUGAUGCACUGGCAAGGCAUGUUAGCAAGCAUGUUUGUUGAUGUGAUUCAAAUGUGUGAGUUGCUCUAACCUCCAGACUCUGUGCCAGACCUUUCAUAGAUAUCUGUAGUAAGUUUAUACUGUUGAAUACUGGUCACAUUCCCUUUCACUGUGACAUUCCAAACUUCAAUUGCUAUUUGUCAUUUAAUUUCACAGUGAUGAAGCAGUAGUAUGAAAAUAGCACAAUAUUGUACAUGUUUAAUAUUUUCUUAGCGAGAAAGAGUAACAGCAUGUAAACUGACCAGUAGUAGAUAAUUUCUCAGUAGACUGACAAAUGAGUCAGAAAGUUUGUAUAUAUAUUUGAAGUUCAAAUUUAAAACAGACCAAAGUGUCAAUUGUUGCUGCAAUAUUUUCAUUAUGAAAGACCAGAUUUUGUUCUUUGGGCAUUAUUAGCAUUUGAUAAGCAUUGAUUUUGUUCAGUUGUUCAACUGUGGCAUCUGGCCGUAGCAGUUAGAUAAUUGGAGAUGGUAUUGAGAUACCGAAGUUUAGGCCUCAUCUAUGCUGGCAACUUAGCUUGUAUAGGAGUGGUAUGUCCCCUACAUUUUCAGGCCUCAUUUUUGAAAUUAGAAUUAACAUAGUUAGUAGCUGUCUGGGUAGAAAACAAAUUAUCCUGUGGUUAUAUUCCCAUUGAUAUAGCCAAUCAAUAGUUGACAGGUGAAUAUGAAUGUCUUUGAUCAGUUCUAUUUCUCACUAUAUAUCUCAUCAUUUUGGGUAAGAGAUUGGAGUUGGUGACCCUCUUCUGGGUGUUCGGUAAGUCUUCCAUGUAAGUUACAGGACCGUUCUUAUCUUAUUAGUUUUUGUCGGUGCCAAAGAAGAAAAAAAAAUGCCUUUCUCAAAAUAUUUUAGUAAUUUCUAACCUUUGCUAGAGUUGGAUGUUUAACAUUUAUUUGCUUUCUGUAUGUCUCUGCGAGGUUCUGUUUUAUUGGAUAGCAGGUUGCAAGACAACUACAUAUUGCAUAUUUUAGUAUGCCAUGGAUGAUAUUAGGAGUGCAUAUAUCAGGUAUUUUUGGUGAUCAUAUUUAAUGCAUUUAACAACAGAUAUAUAUAUUGUUACAUAGUGUAAACAUUACAGGUUUGAAAUGUAUAGUGGACUGUUCUUGUCUUCUUUCUUGAUGGGAUGACAUUGUAUUCUCUGUGAAGGAGCCUUCAAUAAAGAAACUGUCAAGUUAUCCAACUCAAGAAGCAAGGUGAAAGUAGUCCAUUAAAACCCCACAAAUCUAUAUGUUUAUAUAUUAUUGUACACUAAAAGGGGUUAAUUAUUAGAAACAAGUGAUAAGAUUUUUCAUUACUUGUAUAUUUUUAUUUUCAAUAUUAAUAAAUUUAUAGUGUGUUAUAGAAUAAUUUUUAUAUAUUUUUCUAUAAAAUAAAAAUAUCGCUCAAAUUGGAUAACAUUUGAUACCAUGAUGAACCAGAAGAAGUACAGUUUAAAACUGUCGUUUUUAUCUGCCUAGCCAAGAUGUGCUGAUGUUCAGAAACUGGGAAUUUGUAUCCAGUAUGUGUAAGAGUUGUAUAUGUUUAUCAUUGCAAGAACUAGUUGGAAAAGGAUGUGGCAUCUAAUACUUUCCAUGGGAAAGAGUAGAAAGGUGUGAGUAUUAAAAAAAACAACCAGAAAAACUCUACACCUGUACUAGAGAUAUACAAUAUAAAGAUAUUAACAAGUAAUUUUAUUUGAGACUUCAAGUUGAAUUGGUUGAUGAAUAAAUUAAAGUUGUGGUUAUAAACAAACCAUAGUGAAAAUACAUAGCAAAGUUGUUGUUUUUUCAAACAUAUGUGCAAGAAAUUAAUUGGUUUUAAAGAAAAUAAUUAUAUUUUUUAAAUAAACGUGUGUAUUUCUCACUGUUUAUGAAAAGUUUGUGGAUGAAAGCACCAGCUCACAGAAUUCAAUUAGAGCAACAGUUUGCAUACCAAAAUAUUAAAUCAUAUACUUUUAUUUUAAAAUGAAAAUUGCAUGUAGACCAAAUUUUAAUCAAGGUCAUGGUAUAUUUUAUAUUGUUCCGACUGUUAAAAGAAGCGAGAACUACUAAUGUACAACAAACUUACAGAAUAUAAUUUUUAUUCUAGCAGAUUUAUUUAGGUGAUUAUACAAAGAUCUGUGUAAAACAGAAAAUAUGCUCAGGGUAAGAUGCUUCAAUUUACCUUUGGUUUCCUUAGAAACAGUGAGAGAUUUAUACCUGUUUACAGUUGAAAAUUAGUUAAAAAAAAACUGCACUACAUGUAAUUGAAAUAGUGAGUUAAGCUAAUCAUGUGGUGCUUAUGGAAGGAGAGAAUACUAGGGUUUGAACCUGGGAGAAACAACAUAUUAUCAAGAAGAACACAUUAUGAAUGUAUUAUUCAAGCUAUGUUGUUUUCUUUUAUAUCGUACAGUGUACAAAGAGUAUUAUUCAUUGAUUAAACUGAAGUUUAUCAUGGUGA